CGGCAAUGCCUCCACGGGAUUGCUUGCAGCUCAGUCACUUCUGGCUCUUUGUGUAACUUUUCGAGCUCUAUGGACGACGCUGUAUUACCUGAAGAAUGUCUUCAGAUCCUCCGCCUCCCCUUGCAAUCUUCUGACAGCCUCGUCGGAUCCCUCGCAGACACUGGCGGUGUACCGCAAUCGGAACAUAUACGCAAGAUCAUCGCAGCCAUCCUGUGGCACCGCAAGUUCAUCUUGACAUAUUAUGGAUGCAUUGUCGUCGCAGUUGCGAUUGCGGAGGGGGUUCGUUUCUACAAGAAGCAGAGAAGGAACAAAAAUGUCAAGAGAACGAUAAAACAUGCGGUGGUCGCAGCCAGCUCGUCGUCAUCAUCAUCAAGCAGUACGUUGAACGGGACAAGCACACCUUCGCAAAAAGAAGUCGGCUUCGACGAUGGAGAGAUGACGCCCUUGCUCUCUCCUCCAUGUCCGGCUUCUCGAACGAGACCAGCUGUUCAGGAUCUACUGAAGUCCCUCUUGAUGUUCCAGCCUCGACCCAUUCCAGCACUCACAUCUCCCUCGAAUACCCUCCCUAACAACGUCACCACCCUUGCCGUUCUCUUCUUCCUCGCUGUCAACCUCUUCUAUCUCUUCUACCGCGUCCCACUAUCACUGCCAUGGAUCUUCAUCCUCGCCGAUCGAGCUGGGCUGCUGUUCGUUGCAAAUCUUCCAGUUCUCUACUUCCUGGCCGCCAAAAAUAACCAACCCCUCAAAUACCUCACAGGAUGUUCUUACGAGGGUCUCAACAUCUUCCACCGUCGUCUUGGUGAAUGGAUGACUUGCUUCGCCGUCAUUCACAUGUGUGGGAUGCUUGCUGUUUGGUACACCAUCCUCCGGCCCUUGGGGUUUUCUCUGCUCCGUUACCUCAGUGCAAGACUUGUUUUUCUCGGUAUCUGUGCUGUGAUAUCUUAUUAUCUCAUCUACAUCACGAGCGUCGGGUGGUUCCGUCAUCUCUACUACGAAACUUUUUUGGUUGCACACAUCAUUUUCCAGCUCGCCGCCCUGAUAUUCCUUUUCUUCCACUAUCCUACAGCUCGCCCAUACGUGUGCACAGCGUUCGCCGUCUGGGCCGUUGACAGACUCCUUUGGCGCAUGACAGUGUCGUCUCGAAGAUUCACUGCAACACUAGAAGUCCCUCCUGAUGGCCACACUGUUCUGGUCCAUUGCGACGUCCCCUUAUACCACCAAGGACCGCCAAUUGUGGGUGUACAAACAAAUCUGCAUCACGGAUGGCGUCCCGGUCAGCAUGUGUUCCUCACCAUUCCCUCCAUGGGCUUCAAAUACCGUUUCCAAGCGCACCCUUUUACGAUAGCUUCCCCGGCGCCACCGGAAAAUGCAGCGGCCAUAAAAUCAUGGCCUCUCCAACUCACGAUCCGCGCAAUAGACGGUUUCUCCCUUUCCUUGCUCCACUACGCCCGCCACCAUCAACACUGUGAAAUCGUCCUCGAUGGCCCAUACGGCAGCACCUCAGUGCUAGCUGCAGCGAAAGCGGCUGAUCGCGUCUGCUUCGUUGCCGGAGGCAGCGGCAUCGCAGUUACCUAUCCGCUUUCCUGGGCGAUCCAUGUCCGAACGGGGAGCAACGCAGAUGCCGGGCUCCUUCUGAGCACAAGGACCACAUACGAGAACGGGGUGAAGAGGACACCAACCGUGAUUGCAGAUUGUUUUCCGUGGGCACCGGACUCAACGUACGCGCAUUUCUGGGUAAGGCAGGAGAAGUUGCAUGGACGGUGGAUCUGCACAGUGCCGCGAGCGAGCGCGGUCAAGUCAGGCUACAAUGAAGAAGAUGCUCACGAGGCAAUGGACCGUCCCGCCGCACAAGAAGGACGUUGCGACGACGCCGGGAGUUUAGUAACACGGACCUUCGACACAAGGUCUCCCAGCUGCGAAGGUGGCCGGCCAGAUAUGCAGAGCGAGAUCUACAGCUGGGUUACGUCCCUUCCCUCCCCGCCCUCGGCCCGCGCGCCUGGAAUUUCUUACUCCUCUUUGCCACCAUCAUCCUCCUCGUCUUCCACCACGCUGGAGGAAGACCAACCAGAUCCAUCCCCUACUUCAUCAUCCUCCCUGCUGAGCCCCCCAGCGCUACAAAGCCCCGACGCCAACUUCAGGAACACAAAAGACUAUCCAUAUCCACAAAAGGAUAGAGAUACGACCCCGGGCAGGAAGGGGGAUAAGAUCUGCAUCAUCGUCUCCGGCCCAGACGGCCUAGUGCGCGACGUGCGUAACGUCGCGGCCGAUCUUGUCCGACAAGGAGGCUGGGACAUUGAAGUGUGGGCCGAGAAAUUCGGAUGGUGAGGCAAGGGGGAUGGUGACGGGGGGAUUCAGGGUGGCCAAAUGGGACAUUAUGGCGUGUAGGAGGAGCGUCUGAUGAGCAGGCUACUCUUGCUAGCCUCCCACUCCUUGGAUACGCAGAAGAAGGCUUGCAUUGGGUUGAGGUGGUUGGUUGGUUGAUUGUUCCGGCCGGUCGGCGCUAGAUGUUGGUUUGACAGAUUUACACGGGAGCAACCUAGACAGGUGUGUAGAGGGAGGGCGGAGAAUGGAAAGAAAAAUAGAAUCCAGAAAAUAAAGCUAUAGAUUGACGCAGGGAGAGGGGACGCGGUAGUUUGUCUUGCGACUUAUCGAUCAAAUCAGUCAUCAAAGUCUAGAUAUCAUAUUGCAUAUGCCUGUGCUCAUACGCG
Molecule: messenger RNA, 2708 nt
Organism: Cladophialophora immunda
Lineage: Eukaryota; Fungi; Ascomycota; Eurotiomycetes; Chaetothyriales; Herpotrichiellaceae
Exons: 1
Coding region: 70-2325 (751 amino acids)
Biological process (GO): intracellular iron ion homeostasis; copper ion import; iron ion transport
Cellular component (GO): plasma membrane
Molecular function (GO): ferric-chelate reductase activity
Source: RefSeq, a predicted model, not a curated record